AUCCCGAUUUCGAUCAAAAUAGAAUAGAUGUGGGCGGUGUUCUUCGCGUUCGCGACGCUCUUCCUCGUCUGCUUCGGGAUUGGGAUGAUGUUCACGGUCUACGUCUGUUUGAUGUGGUCGGCGAUGCUCGGAGACCAACCAGAGGCGGCGGCGAUGGCAGCGGAAGGGAAGGCGGGUGCGGGGCUGUCGACGGCGGAGCUGGAUCAGCUCGCGGCCGUCGUCGUCGGAGCGGGGGUGGGACCGCGUGGGCAGGAGUGCGCAGUCUGCCUGGAAGAGAUCGAGGAGGGGCAGGCGGCGCGGGUGCUUCCCGGUUGCCUCCACGCGUUCCACCAGGAGUGCGCGGAUCGGUGGCUGGCGGAACAUCGGGAAUGCCCCCUUUGCCGUACCGUCCUUUGUCCUCCGCCGCCGACGCCGCCUCCUGCUGCCGCGCAAGUGCAGGUGGUUGUGGCGUAGCAACUGAACUGCGCGAAUUUUGGCAAUUUCCCCCAUUUUUAAAAAUUAUUUUACCGUUUUUUACCUAUUUAAAUUAGAAAGGUUUGAAUAUUUAUUGAAUUAAAAAAAACUAUUAUUGGUAUUCACAA
This is a messenger RNA of Zingiber officinale, 581 nucleotides long. Its product is annotated as E3 ubiquitin-protein ligase ATL23-like. The record is from RefSeq and is a predicted model, not a curated record. The transcript has a single exon. The coding region runs from base 28 to 453 and encodes 141 amino acids. NCBI's taxonomy places the organism in Eukaryota, Viridiplantae, Streptophyta, Magnoliopsida, Zingiberales, Zingiberaceae.